GGUAGGCGCCUGCGUAGAAGUGGAUGGGCGGCCGUCAGCUUUUCGUUUGGUCAGGCCCAUAGCUAAGCGGCUCCUCCUCUGCCCUCCCCGGCAGCGCUGCUGCUGCUGCUGUUACUACACCGGGUAGGCUUCCAGUCACUAUGGCGGCUCCCGCUGCUGGGAAGGGAAAGUUUUCGCUGUCGGCGGCUGCCUGAGAGGGAGACACCGCUUGGAAGGCGCCCGGCCUUAAGGCCUCUCCCUCGGUGGGAGCGGCGUUGAGCUUCGCUAGGCAAAGCAAAAAGCGCCUGUCCUCAGGAGACGAAGGAGGGAGCGGGAUCCUCAUUCGCAGCCACCUGCAGAGUCACUGAGCAAGCGGCGCCAGAGCACUCGCCGGCCUUUAUCAGGCAGCCCCCUUCCCUUCCUUUCCGGGGUAGGUGGUGCAGUCUUGGCUUUGAGAAUCCACCUCAGCGAGUCCCGCCAGACACCAUCCCACCACCCGCUCCUAUUCCUUUAUUGAUAAGUUAUCUGCAUUGCGUGAGACCAUCGUUGGAGCGACCACAACACUUCUGCUUCCACCUGGCCCACCAACCUGCUGUCAGAUUCCCCUUCACUUGAGAAGACCAUCUUAUGCAAUGGCUGGGAUACAUUUGCAGGUGUAUUGACCCUUAGAUUUGUGGGGAAUAAAACUCCAAUUUCAAUGAUCAAAUUGGUGGUUCAGUUGGCUCUUUGAAAAUUCUAGUCUGGGCCUGUGCUGUCUGAUAAGAGUCGGAGAGCCUGCUCAUGAGUUGGGCAUCCUCCCAUUUGUGGCUGUGAGUUGAUGUGUGAAGAAGAUGAACCACGAACUUACUCCUGGAUCAGUUAAACUGUUUUUGUUACAAAGUCUUCCUAGUGAUUCCCCAGUUCUUGCUCCAGUCUUGUAAAUCUGAUUUCCACUCCCUGAAUCUUUUAUUUUUCUCUAUUGAGGAAAAUCUUGGGCAGUGUUUACGGAAGAGAAUAGAGUCAAUUAUAAACUGAACAAGUAUUUGUAUGUGAGUCAUCCACUUGGAUCUAUAGCCAUCCGCUCCUUAAUUUAACAAGUUCUAUUCUACUUCUGAGUCUUCAGAUGCUUGUUCGUAUUAUUGACAGAGAUGGAUUAAAGUGGAACAUCUUAGAUUUGCAGCAGGCCUUAUUAAAGGAAACAAUGGGGCUUUUUUACUGGAUUAUUGCCAGCCUUAGUUCACAUACUGAAGGUAUAAGUUGUUAGAUCUCAUUUGCAGGUAAUGUUUGUUCUGCCUUAAUGUAAAGUGCAGUGGGAAUUUUGCUUAUCAACUGUGGAGGGUGGACUGGAUCAAGAAGAGCUUCUCUUCUUCCCUGGUUGGUGUGGCACCGCAUAUCUAUUCUCAAUGCCUUCAGCCUUGGCUAUCUUCACUUGCCGCCCGAACUCUCACCCAUUUCAAGAACGUCAUGUCUAUCUGGAUGAGCCUGUCAAAAUUGGGCGCUCUGUGGCUCGAUGUCGACCAGCUCAGAAUAAUGCUACCUUUGACUGUAAGGUCUUGUCUAGGAACCAUGCACUUGUCUGGUUUGACCACAAGACAGGAAAGUUCUAUCUUCAAGACACUAAGAGUAGUAAUGGUACCUUCAUAAAUAGUCAGAGAUUGAGCAGAGGAUCUGAGGAAAGCCCACCAUGUGAAAUUUUAUCUGGUGAUAUCAUUCAGUUUGGCGUAGAUGUGACGGAGAACACACGGAAAGGUAAGGUCACCCAUGGAUGCAUUGUCUCCACAAUAAAACUCUUUCUCCCAGAUGGUAUGGAAGCUAGGCUGCGAUCAGAUGUCAUCCAUGCUUCCUUACCAAGUCCUGUUGAUAAGGUUGCUGCGAACACUCCCAGUAUGUAUUCUCAGGAACUGUUUCAGCUUUCUCAGUAUCUACAGGAAGCCUUACAUAGGGAACAAAUGUUGGAACAGAAACUGGCCACCUUGCAGCGAUUGCUUGCUGUUACUCAAGAGGCAUCAGAUACUAGUUGGCAGGCUUUGAUAGAUGAAGAUAGACUACUAUCAAGGUUAGAGGUUAUGGGAAACCAAUUACAAGCAUGUUCAAAAAAUCAAACAGAAGAGAGCUUACGAAAGGAGCUGAUAGCAUUACAGGAAGACAAACAUAACUAUGAGACAACUGCCAAAGAGUCCCUGAGGCGGGUCCUUCAGGAAAAAAUUGAGGUGGUCAGAAAAGUCUCUGAAGUGGAGCGAAGUUUAAGCAACACUGAAGAUGAAUGUACUCACUUGAAAGAAAUGAAUGAACGGACUCAGGAAGAAUUGCGGGAACUGGCUAAUAAAUACAAUGGAGCAGUAAAUGAAAUUAAAGAUCUCACUGACAAACUAAAGGCAGCUGAAGGGAGACAAGAAGAAAUUCAGCAAAAGGGGCAGGCUGAGAAAAAGGAAUUGCAGCAUAAAAUAGAAGAGAUGGAAGAGAGAGAGCAAGAGCUUCAAGCAAAAAUAGAGGCUUUGCAAGCAGAUAAUGACUUCACCAAUGAACAGCUAACUGCUUUACAAGUCCGGUUAGAACAUCUUCAGGAGAAAGCUCUUAAAGAACACAACAGCUUAGGCAUACAAGUUGAUGACUUCAUUCCUAAAAUUAAUGGGAGCGCAGAAAAAGAGCACUUUCUUUCAAAGAGUGGAGGGGACUGCACUUUUAUUCAUCAGUUCAUAGAGUGCCAGAACAAGCUCAUAGACGAAGGACAUCUUUCCAGAGUGGAUGAAACAAAGAUUCUGAAAGAAAAUCAAGCAAAAGCUAAAGAAGCUGAAUUAUCAGAUACUCUUAGCCCAAGCAAGGAGAAAAGCAGUGACGACACUACAGAUGCUCAAAUGGAGGACCAUGAACUAAAUGAACCUAUUGCUAAAGUAGCCCUCUUAAAAGCAGAUGAAUUGCAGGGUCCACAAUCAGAAACUGAAACUAAACAAGAAAUUCAGCAGCUGCACAAGGAACUGAUUGAAGCCCAAGAGCUAGCUAGAACAAGUAAACAAAAAUGCUUUGAACUACAAGCUCUGUUGGAAGAAGAGAGAAAAGCCUAUCAACUGCAAGCUGAAGAGUCCACCAAACAAAUCCAAGUUCUCCAAGCUCAGUUACAUCAGCUGCAGGAAGAUAUUGAAUGUCUUCGUGAGGAAAAGGAGAGUGAGAUCUCCAGUACUCAAAAUGAAUUGCUUCGCGCUCAGAGUGAGAUUCUGUUACUGCAACAAGUAGCUGAAAAGGCUGCAUCAGAAAGGGAAACAGAUAUUGCUGCUUUACAAGAAGAGCUUCAGAAAGUAAGGGCUGAGCUUGAACGGUGGCGCAAAGAGGCUUCAGAAUAUGAAAAAGAAAUUGUCAAUCUGCAGGCCAGUUUUCAACUACGAUGUCAGCAGUGUGAGGACCAGCAGAGAGAGGAAGCCACCCGGUUACGAGGUGAACUUGAAAAGUUGAGAGAGGAGUGGACUGUUCUUGAAGCUGAAUGCCUUUCAUUAAAGAAGGAGAAUUCUUUGCUUGCAUGUGAACUUCAACAACAGGAGAAGGAGCUACAUAACUCUCAGCAACAGAGUUUAACACUUACCAGUGACCUGAGCGUUCUUGAGCUGACACGAAAGGAACUUGAAAAUAAAAUGGGAUCUUUGAAAGAACAACAUCAUCAACAUGCAGCUGGUCUAAAAACCCUUCUUAAUGAAGCAGAAAACCAAGCCAAGGAUGCUCAAAAUGAGUAUGAAAAGACACAGACCUUACUCUCAGAGCUGAAGGUGAAGUUUGAAAUCACUGAGCAGGAAAAGCAAUCAAUCACAGAUGAACUCAAACAGUGUAAAGACAACCUGAAGCUGCUACAAGAAAAAGGAAAUCAUAAACAAUGGCCUUGGAUGCCUGUGAUGGCAGCUUUGGUAGCUGUGACAGCCAUGGUGCUGUACCCAGGCCUUACCAGAGCUUCUCCAUGAGAACUGUUGUUGAAUCCAUACACCGUCCUCCCUUUAGAAGCUGGCACCAUUCACAUACUGGGGGGAAAACAGAUUCAUCAUGUUCUUUUUUUACCUCUUAGAACCACAGAGUUUGGCUUCAGAACAGCAGUAGGGUCAUUGCUUUAACCUGUACAAAUGUAUCUGUCUAUAAAGAAGGAAUGAAAGUGUGACUUCAUUCUGAUGUGAGCAAUAUAGUUGCUUACAGCUUCAUGUAAUUCUUAAGAUAGUAUGUUGGAGUUCUAAAUACUGUUAUAGUGGCCUAAAGUAGGCUUCUUGGUACCAAAUUAUUUAUGAUGGUUAGGUGUGUGGAUAUUUUACUUAAGAAUCUGAUUGCCAGAUUGAAAGCAAUGCAUUUCUCUCUCCCCCACCCCCAAUUUGAAUAUCCAUGCCAAAUAUCCUUUAAUACUUGGAAGCAUAUGCAGUGUGCUCAGUGCCUUUCAGUUUGACUUUAUCUGUACAUUAACAUACCAUUAUUAUUUUUUACUUGCUGUAAGUCACUGAGCUAUUGGGAACAAUUUUUUUCCAAAUCUUCUAACACAAACAAAUAUUUUUUUUCUUCAGUAAAGGUCCUAUUUUAUUGGGAACUGGUAUAAUUCAUUGUCAGCCUUAAAGAGCUCUAGAAGAAACGGAAGGGACAGCAUCAGUCUAGACUGUUUUUGUGUGCAUGUGUGUGCCUGAGUGAACUAAGGUUUUUCUGGGAGCAAAAUCUUGAUUUUUCUGAUGGACAUAGUGCAGUGAUGCAGUUUUUAUUUUGAAUGUAAUUUAUUAAAUCUCAUGUAUAUAGACACUAUAAAACUCAACAUAUUUUCGCACAUAUCACAUUAUAGAAAUGAUUUUUCCAGUCACUUAUUAUCAAAACCAAGCUGGGGAAGUAAUAUUUGUCUCUUUAAACUGUGCUCUCAUUGGCAUAACUUCAUGAUUAUGUGAAGUGCUUGAGUGCUUCUAUUGUUAGGGGAAGGAAGAAGAAAAAAUCCAAAAUGGACAAGCCUUCUGGAGGGUAGAAUAAUCUAAUUGGUCCUCUAUGCAACAACAUAAGCUGAAAGAAUGUGCUGUCAACAAUUAGCAGCUUUACAUCACAAUUUAUAUAGCCUUAAUAUUAAUGUCUCCAGUAAGUGUUGACUUAUGAAUAGGGGGUAAUUGUAAUUAAAACCUGAAUAAAGUGCUAGCUUGCACCGCUCAACAGCUCUGUUAAUGAAGGUCUAUAUUCAUAUAAAAAGAAUUGCAAAGUGGAAUGAUUCAGCUGAUUCAUAGGAAGACUAUCUCAACAAAGAAAUUAGUUGGUUUACAGGAUGUAAUGGCCAUCAGCAGAUCUAGUUAUUUAAAUAGAGUUUUUAGUUAAUUUGCCUUUGAGGUGUUGAGGGUCACUUUACUUUAAAGGUUCUGUCUUAAGCUAUUUGGGAUGUGUUAAUGGGAGGAUCAUUUAGAUUUAAGAGAAUGUUAGUCCACAGCAUCUUAGAAAAUGUCAUUUUUGUUCAUUUCUUUGUUUUCAUUUGCAGGAAACUGUAACACACAUACAACACACACACACGCCAGUGGUAUUCAGUACCUCUUGUAUAUAGGUUAUUGCAAAUAUUAUUCUGAAAAUGCUUAUCUUCAGAAUUACCUUUUUAAAAGUAAAUAAUUGUUUUAAAUCUAUUUUGUAAAGAUAUAAAAAAACAAUAGAAUUUCUGGAGUACAGAUUGAAUUAUUUGCACUAACACAUGUGAUGUGCAUGAUUUAAUAAAAUAACUUUACUCUU
Messenger RNA from Rhineura floridana, 5661 nucleotides. RefSeq names its product sarcolemma associated protein (gene SLMAP). The transcript has 24 exons. The record is from RefSeq and is a predicted model, not a curated record. Gene Ontology annotation, biological process: protein localization to plasma membrane; single fertilization; regulation of membrane depolarization during cardiac muscle cell action potential. Gene Ontology annotation, cellular component: acrosomal membrane. The coding region runs from base 1362 to 3902 and encodes 846 amino acids. NCBI's taxonomy places the organism in Eukaryota, Metazoa, Chordata, Lepidosauria, Squamata, Rhineuridae. Gene Ontology annotation, molecular function: protein binding.